Molecule: messenger RNA, 873 nt
Organism: Chanos chanos (milkfish)
Lineage: Eukaryota; Metazoa; Chordata; Actinopteri; Gonorynchiformes; Chanidae
Gene: synpra
Product: synaptoporin a
Exons: 6
Coding region: 1-873 (290 amino acids)
Cellular component (GO): synaptic vesicle; synaptic vesicle membrane
Source: RefSeq, a predicted model, not a curated record
AUGGAAACCGCAAACCAGAUUUUGCCUGCUGGGACGUUCCAAGUGCUUAAAUUACCUCUUGGAUUUAUUCGCGUAUUAGAAUGGCUUUUUGCCAUUUUUGCAUUUGCAACAUGUGGAGGUUACUCUGGGCAGCUGCGGGUUAGUGUGGACUGUAUGAACAAGUUGGAGAGUAACCUCAGCAUUGGCAUCAACUUCGCCUACCCGUUCAGGUUGAACCAGGUUUCCUUUGAGGUUCCUUUGUGCGAGGGGAAAAGGAGGGAGCGUCUCUUUCUCGUAGGAGACUUCUCCUCCUCUGCUGAGUUCUUUGUGACCAUUGCCGUCUUUGCCUUCCUCUACUCCCUAAUGGCCACUGUGGUCUACAUCUUCUACCAGAACAAAUAUCGAGAGAACAACCGAGGACCUCUCAUUGACUUCAUCGUAACCGUGGUGUUCUCCUUCUUGUGGCUGGUCAGUUCGUCGGCCUGGGCAAAGGGUCUGUCUGACGUGAAGGUGGCAACGGACCCUGACGAGGUGGUCCUGCUGAUAUCUGCCUGCAAAGUGCAGAACAACAAGUGUGGCUCAGUUUAUGGACCCAGGUGGUCUGGACUCAACACGUCAGUGGUGUUUGGUUACUUAAACUUCGUGCUAUGGGCGGGUAAUAUUUGGUUCGUCUUCAAAGAAACUGGAUGGCAUAAAGGUGGUGCCCAGAGAUAUCCAGGUACCACCCCUGAAAAACCAGUGGCUGCCUUCAACCAGCAGCCCUACAACCAGGGUAGCUUUGACCAAUCAGGAGGAGGCUUCAGUGCUCAGGGUGACCUGGGACAGCAGUCAGAUUACAGCCAGGUGGGCAGCUAUGCCUCCAGUGGACCCACCUCCUUCUCCAAUCAAAUGUAA